Messenger RNA from Phytophthora nicotianae INRA-310, 1286 nucleotides. RefSeq lists its product as hypothetical. NCBI's taxonomy places the organism in Eukaryota, Oomycota, Peronosporomycetes, Peronosporales, Peronosporaceae. Gene Ontology annotation, cellular component: membrane. The transcript is spliced from 2 exons. The record is from RefSeq and is a predicted model, not a curated record. Gene Ontology annotation, molecular function: lipase activity. Bases 55 to 1116 code for a protein of 353 amino acids.
GCAACAGUCCGAUUUGCGUGUCAUCGUAACUUUGUCCAAGAGAAGUUCUCCUUCAUGUGGAGCGCUAGUGCCGCGCUGUUCGCGCUCGUGGCGCUUAUUGGUUUCCUGUCUGUGUGCAUCGCCACGCUCAUGACGAUGUUUGGGCCUGGUAUCGAUCGCCAGAAUACGCGGCGAGGAGCUCCACACACUGCCUCGCAUCAGGAAUUUUUGCUCUCCCACGUGCAUGCAGGUAACGAAGAAUCCGGUUUGAUGGAGCGACCGCGACCAAACGGGGAACUCGUGCGGCUGUUCUAUCGGUUCUGGCUGCCUCGGCAUCUAGACAGCGCCAAGGACGCCAAAGCCGUCGUUGUCGUGCUGCACGGUGUCAACUCGCAUAGUGCCCGCAACAACUCGUUCAUGGUGGAGGUGCUGCAGCACGGCUUCCUUGUUGCUGGGAUGGACCACGAGGGCAUGGGCCGCAGCGAUGGUAGACACGGUUAUUUCUCCAGCAUAGACUUGCUGGUGGACGACGCUAUCGCCUUCAUAGAUUUGGUCAAGGUUAAGUAUCCCCACAAGAAGAUUUUUCUACUUGGCGCAUCGCUGGGUGGGUUAAUUAUCCUGCAUGCGCUUAGUAAAAGUCCGAAGCUGGUCGAUGGCGCCGUCAUUCUGUGUCCAGCGACGGAGAUCCACAAAGCCUCUCGACCUUCGUAUCUGAUGGAGCUUAUCGGCCGAUUGUUGCAGGAAUAUAUGCCCAAGUUGCCAUUGGUAAAAGCUAACAGUGGCAAGAACAGCUCUCCCGAGGUGGCAGCGAUUAUCGACGCCGAGAAGUUCUCGGAUCCGCUGUAUUACCCUGGAAAAAUGCGCGUCGGAACGGGCCUUGCAUUGCUAGAAGGCAUCACGAGUAUCCAGGAUAAAUUACCGCUGAUUGAGACGCCAUACUUGCUGCAACACGGCACAGCAGACCAAGCCUGCAGUGUCACCGGCUCAGCGGCGCUUCAUCUCAAGACCAGAAGCGCCGAUAAAACCUUCAAGACGUACGAGGGAGGACACCACGACUUGGCUAGUGAACCUCCUCGCAUUCGUGAUGCUGUAGUGCGCGACUUUGUGGCUUGGCUAGAAGCUCAUUCCAGGCAGUAGACCAUGACGUAGAAUGCUAAAAACUAACGUGCUUCAUUAAUACAAGCAGAAGUGGAACUUGUUACCUUUCACUUACUGCUGAUGUUCCUGCCACUACCGUGUGGUGCAUCACUCACAAUAAAAAAGCAGAAGAUAGAGGAGACGUGCAGGAACAACCGGGAGCUCAUGCU